Messenger RNA from Copidosoma floridanum, 3436 nucleotides. RefSeq names its product VPS35 endosomal protein-sorting factor-like. Gene Ontology annotation, biological process: endocytic recycling. Gene Ontology annotation, cellular component: endosome. NCBI's taxonomy places the organism in Eukaryota, Metazoa, Arthropoda, Insecta, Hymenoptera, Encyrtidae. The record is from RefSeq and is a predicted model, not a curated record.
UGAUACGAAUUUUUUAGGGCACAAUCUGCAGAUGAGAUGGAUCGUAUAACAAAUGGAUCGUCAGUCAGAUGAUAAGUGGAGUUUUAGUAUCGGGGCAGCUGUUGGAUUGAGACGAAAAGCUCUCUCGUCGUUCCUCUCUGUUGAUGAUACUUUUUUUUAUAUAUUUCCAAUAUAGAAGAAAUGACUGAGAUCGAGUGGUUUGCAAGACCAGUUGAUUAUGAAGUGGUAAGGACUGUGGAUUUAGAAGAGACAGGCGAUCAUCCACUCAAACCUGUCACUGUCACGGUCAUUGAUGGAAAAAGUGGUAUCAGGCGUAGUACUUUGAGAAGUGCCACUAGUACCAGUUCCUCCACAAGAACUCCAACACCUACGCAAACAAAUGUUCCUGUCAACGUUACUUCAUUUGGAGAUCCUCUGUCCAGCCACUCAUCAUUUGAUGGCUCUGAUCCUCUCACGCAGUUUGUCAAGGAGGAAAUGGAUCCUCUUUCUAAAAUGGCUUCGGACGAAUGGGACUACUCAGCUAAUGCAUCAGCUAUUGGUAGAAAAGCGAAAGACAAAAUUGAUGAAUUAAUCGAGCCGUGGUCAUCGAGACGUAUUGCCAUUCUCAAUAAGUACACAACAUUAGAAAAGUUAUCUAUUGUUACUAGUUUUUUACCUGGUGGAGAAAAAGUCAUAAUGAAAGUCCAACCAAGCGGGUCAGUAGUGGACAAAGUCAAAACAAGACUAGAGCAACUAGAUGACUUUGAGGAUGGUUCAGUGAGACAGAUGCACGGUCUAACACAGCAAGAGUACGUGGUAAGAAUCGAACAGUUAAAUAAUGAACUUGUAAAUGCUUGGAACUCCGAUCAUCGUGUCAAGGCAUUAAAAAUCGCCAUUCAGUGUGCAAAAUUAUUGGUAGAUACCUCAGUGACAUCAUUUUACCCAAGUAAAUUUGUCCUUAUCACAGAUAUUUUGGAUAUUUUUGGUAAAUUAGUAUUUGGAAGGUUAAAAGUAAAAUCAGAGUACAUAAAACCCGGAAGUAAAACUCCAACAAGUUUACCAGAUAAUUUUACUCCUGACAUGGUACCAGAAAAUGCAAAAGAGACAUGCCAAAAUUGGUUUUACAAAAUUGCGUCAAUAAGAGAACUUGUACCACGUCUUUACGUUGAAAUGGCAAUUAUAAAAUCAUAUAGUUUUUUAACAGCUGGUAAUUUUAGCGCAGUUUUGAUACGCAUAACCAGAAUGAUUCGGGGAAUCGGUGAUCCAUUGGUAGCCAUUUAUGCCAGGUGUUAUCUGUGCCGGGUGGGCUUUAAUUUAAAAACACGUGACAUGGAUUACGUGAAAGAAAACUUGUACGACUUUCUCUUUACGUACAAGCAACUUUUUGCUCCAUCCAUUGAAAGUUAUUUGGAUAAGCAAAAUCUAGCUCCCCACGCGUAUUUAAAUCUUUACACACCUGCAUUAGACUGGAUUUUACAAAUCAUAUCUGCUACAGACAAUGAAAAUCUUUUGACGGAGGUUCUUAAUCGAUGUAAGCAACAACCCAACAGUGCGCUGUUGUUGAACGCAAUUUUAAAUUCCUACAAAUCAAUGUAUAUAGUACCUCGAUCGAUGGAAUUUCUUAAUCUAAUCGAAGCAUGCCAAGACAAUGGGUACCCACAACAUUAUUUGUACAGAAGUCUGGGCGAAUGUUUGAUACGCGAGGCGCCAUCCAAAGAAGAGUGUCAAGUGAUUUUGAAUUCUGUAUGGAAGUAUAUGAAAAGUUUGAAGGAAUCGUCGAGAUUCAUGCACACAAUGGAAGUGUGGAUACAGUUUGCUGUCAUUCAUUUUUCGGCUAGUGAAAUUAACUUAUUUUUGGGCGAAAUAAUCAAUCACUUAGGACCGAGUAGAACGUUUGAAUAUUUUUAUCCGCAGUUGCAAAAUAUUGCCGAAAAAAUUGUUGCCUAUACUCAAGAUUUCGAUUCGCUUUUAACAAUGGACAACUUUUUACCAUUACUAGAUCUUUUUCAAAAGGAAAGCAUCAAAGUUGAAGUUUGUAAAACAAUCGUAGAAAGCUUGAGUAAGCAAAACAAUCCGAUUGUGGAUCCAAUCAUGAUAAACGCUCUUAUGUUCAUAAUGAGGGUAAUGCACGACUCGGUCAGGUACAUACUUUUUUCUCCAACAUUGAUUACUUACACGUAUGACAUGCAUAUAAUGACGAAACAUUGUAGCGCACUUACAGUAGAAGACGAGAAACGACAAAUUGGCCAAUUGAUAUGUGGGCUCAUUCUCAGGGUCGAUUACGGUCGAGAUUUCGAAAAGCAACUGAAUUUUUACGUGGAAGCCCGGGCUGCCUUUCAUAAUCUCGACGUUGUGCAUGCUCAGCUUGUACAGUGUGUAAAUAGAUUAUCCGUGGAUACGAGAAAAAUAGUUCGAGGCCACCAUACCAGAAGAACUUCUGCGUUCGUGAGAGCUUGCGCUGCAUUUUGUUUCAUCACGAUACCCUCGCUAACUGGGGUUCACACAAGACUUCAGUUGUACUUAUUGUCAGGGCAAGUCGCUCUUCUCAAUCAGUGUUACGGUCAAGGUGAGACGGUUUGUUUUGCAGAUCGUUUUAUAACUAACUUUGUAGCUGAUAAACUUGAAAAUAUCUUUGACAGCCGAUGCGUGCUUCAAGGCAGCCUUGAGUUUGGUGCCGGAAAUGCCAAAAAAUCUGGAAAUCGAUGGAAGAAACCAAAGUUCGGAACCAUACUUGCUCUCUUACCUCUCGAAUUUUCUCUCUACUCUGCUCGUAGUUCCGGUAUGAGAUAUUUAUCAUUCGUGGUUCUUUUAUUACACGUUGAUUCGAUUCGAGAUAAUCAAAUACAUUGUUCGUCCUUGCAUCAAAUUCGUCAACAGGAUAGUCCAGAACACGGAGUUUUGUAUUUAAUGCGAGGCCUUCUCAAUGCGGUUCAGCGCUAUUUUGACGACACUAGCAUGACCAAGUCUCAUCUUUACUUACGCGUACUCGAUCUUUUAUCCACGAUAACACAAGAUUGUUAUCCUUACCACAUAGAUAAGGUCGAUUCCAACGAUAAACUUUACGGAUCCGAUGAAAAAUUCGUAAAUGAAGUCAAUAAAAUGUGUUCGAAAGUUCUGGAGGAACUGUUGAGUCACUUGAAGCUACUCGGGCAAACUGAGCAGUUUGAAAAACAAGCUGGCCUCGCUCUCGAGCUCUUUGUACACGUGAUCAUCAGAGCGGAUUUGACGAAACCGUCGAUGUCGCACAUCGCCGUUAAUUUGUGGAAUUUAUCCCAAAAGCACGGAGCACUCGAUCAAAAAGUUAAAAUAAAAACAUUGGAGUAUGUUGUACGAAAGAGUCAAUCGCCGGAAUUCGAACACAUUGCCGAGAUGUUGAAAAAAAUGUCAAAGUAGGAACAAGGAAGAUUUUUGUACAGCUGAUAUGUGUAAGUGUACAGUGCAGAAUGUUAACUGAAGG